AUGCUGCUGCUUGCUGUUGGAGUUGGUAUUCGUGAGUGGUGUGCAUGGAACUGGCAAUUCUACUGGCCGGUCAUAAUAACAUAUUGGACAUUUAUAUGGUUUGAUCGACACACUCCUCAUACGGGUGGAACGGAUCGGUAUCAGUGGGUUCUGGAUUUGCCGUUAUGGAGCUGGUACGCAGACUAUUUCCAAACCCAACUUGUCAGAACAACACCCCUAAAUCCGCAUGGAAAUUAUAUAUUUGGGUAUCAUCCGCAUGGGAUUUAUGUGUUUGGAACACCAAUAUUUGUCACAAACGAAUGCAACUUCAAGGAAUUGUUUCCAAAUAUUAAACUGAGGAUUGGAACACUGGAUGUCAAUUUCAAAGUACCGAUAUGGCGGGAGAUGCAGUUGGCAAUGAAACUGAUAUCGGUCUCAGCUGAUUCCAUCAAGAAUGUGCUGAGUAAAGGACCUGGAUGGUCUGUGAUGAUUGUCAUUGGUGGAGCACAAGAAGCGAUGUUAUCAUACCCUGGCACUGCAGAUCUUGUCUUGAAACGGCGGAAGGGGUUUGUUAGAGUCGGUAUUCAGACUGGAGCGGCGCUUGUGCCUGUCUUUACAUUUGGAGAGAAUGAUUUAUAUUAUCAGACAACCCCAGAACGAAACCCAAAAAUCGCAUCCCUCCAAUCCUGGUUUCAGAAAGCAACAGGCUUCUCAUUCCCAUUCGGUAUGGGCAAAUUCGGAUGGAUACCGUUACGGAGGAAGAUUGUGUCUGUUGUCGGAGCACCAAUCCACGUAAUAAAACAAGACAACCCAUCACAAGAAUACAUUGAUGAAUUGCAUGCCAAGUAUAUUCAGAGUCUGGCUAAACUGUACGAUACGUACAAGGACACGUAUGCGCCGAAUCGGAUACGGGAUAUGAGGAUUGUUGGAUGA
This is a messenger RNA of Synchytrium microbalum, 912 nucleotides long. RefSeq lists its product as uncharacterized. The transcript is spliced from 9 exons. The coding region runs from base 1 to 912 and encodes 303 amino acids. NCBI's taxonomy places the organism in Eukaryota, Fungi, Chytridiomycota, Chytridiomycetes, Synchytriales, Synchytriaceae. Gene Ontology annotation, biological process: triglyceride biosynthetic process. Gene Ontology annotation, cellular component: endoplasmic reticulum membrane. The record is from RefSeq and is a predicted model, not a curated record. Gene Ontology annotation, molecular function: diacylglycerol O-acyltransferase activity.